Molecule: messenger RNA, 1956 nt
Organism: Sciurus carolinensis (gray squirrel)
Lineage: Eukaryota; Metazoa; Chordata; Mammalia; Rodentia; Sciuridae
Exons: 6
Coding region: 1-894 (297 amino acids)
Source: RefSeq, a predicted model, not a curated record
AUGGCGCCUCUCUCAAGAAGUGCCUUCUGUACUUCCGGAGAUAAAGGGCUCUGGGCUGGUCAACCCGCAGUUGGAGAGCAAGACAUCUCUUCCCCAGGUCCUUCCUCCAACUCUUGGAAUGAGGCGUGUGGGGCGGCUCCCGCCACCCUGAGCUCUUUCCCAGGAGCUGCCACCGGGGGUUGGAGCCAGGCCCCACUGCCCAGGCGCUCCCCGCUAUCUGUGCGAGGACGGGAAGGAGGGGACCUGUCACCCGGAUCAGACCUCCUUCCUCCACUUGGGAACCUUGAGUCCGGCCUCUGGGAUGCAGAAACCCGCCCCCCCACGGCGCAGCGGGAAUCGGCGGGGUGGGGGCGAUCGGGGCGGGGCCGCCGCGAGGAUGGGCGGGACGGGGGCGGGGCGGCGGGCGGCUCCUGGAACUGCCAGAGCUGGGCACCUGCGAAUGUGCCAUACCCGCGCUACCGCUGCUGCUGCUGCCUACUGCCCAGCGAACUGGGCCAGGUGCUGCUGGUGGCCGGGCAAUGUGAAGCGGCCCCCCACAGUGUAGCCGGAUCACCCGGGAUGUGGCUCAAGCCCAAGGAGGUGCUGGUGAAGAACCCUGAAGCUCUGGGUGGCCCAGAGGAGCAGCAGCUACUAGAUGCCACAGCAGCGCCGCGGGCACAGCGAGGGGAUUGGCCACCUCAGCGCCGCUGCCGCCGCUUCCUCCAGAGCGAGCUGGGCCACGUGAGGCCCUGGCCCCGGCUCCGUGAACAGGGGCACCAGAAGAAAGGGAAAGAAGCCCGACGAGGUGCUGCUGAAGGACGCCCUGAAGCUCUGGGUGACCAAGAGGAGCAGCGGCUCCUUCAUCCUAGAGCAGCGUGGCGGGAGGCUUGUGAGUUACAAGAGAAAAAGGAAUAAGUUCAUGGUGCAGAGCCCAAGCAGCCACUAACUUAAGAGACCAAGUGAACAUCACCAGGAGUGGAACAAGUUGAAAUUGUGUCCACCUGAGAGGAUGUGAUGCAUAGCAUUCCUUCUGUGAGGCUGGCCAGAGACUUUAACCUGAAUCUAAUGAGCGUCAGCUAAGCCAAAACUGGGAUUUGAUGCUGAAGAACUGGCCAGUAAUCUUUGAAGCCGUCAAGCUCACGAAAGUCAAAGGGUGUUGAGGAUGCAACCCAGUGCCUCCCACAUGCCAGACAGGUUCUGUGCCACUGAUCCCCAGCCCAAGUCCCCAUAUAUACAGUUUUGAAUUUGGAUCUUUUCCUGGGGAUGUGCCCUAGUCCUCUGUGAUGUGGGGCAGGCCCCAGUCAGCCUGGGAUCAUGAUGGCCGUCCAGUGACAGAGUGCCCUGCUGCCAAGGCGGGAGGAGCAAGUGGAUACAUCCCAUGCAUUUCCGAGUCACAGCGUGUUUGUUCCCCUUAGGAUGGGCUUGUGAGGCACUUGGAAACUGGCGGGAUCUGAGGAGCAGAGGGUAGGAAUGUCCCAGCGUUAACUUUCUGAAUUGUGGGGUGCUCUGUUGUGUUGGCACAUGUCCCUGCUGGUGUGAAACAUGCUGCACACUCUGGGGUGAUGGCAUGGCAGGUCAGUGACAUACUCCUUAAUGAUUCAACUUCCUUUAACAUUGGGGUCUUAAACCAAAAUAAACUCCUCAGGUCACUCAGGGCCCUCUCAGGGCCUAGUAGUGAAGGAGCAUGGGCAAAGGAAGGUGUAGGGCUUCAGCUCCUCCAGGGAGGAGGGAUUGGGUUUGUUCACCUGCCAGUGAUUCAGGAUGCCAUUCAUCACAGCAGAAUGCCAAUCCUUCACCUGCUACCUGUGCCUUCUGUCCUGUGGGGUCUUGGAUGUGCUGUCAUAUUUCUCAGGGUACCUUUCUGGAGUAGAAAGGGAUUAUUCUUCCAUGUGAGAUGUGGAUAUGAUGAGGAUCCUAACGGGCGACACUUACCUGGUGCUUGAAGGGCCUGGCAAUAGUCUAGGUGGCCUGGUGGGU